Cyclospora cayetanensis is the source of this 915-nucleotide messenger RNA. Its product is annotated as serine/threonine-protein phosphatase 4 catalytic subunit. Gene Ontology annotation, biological process: double-strand break repair via homologous recombination; peptidyl-serine dephosphorylation. The coding region runs from base 1 to 915 and encodes 304 amino acids. Gene Ontology annotation, cellular component: nucleus; cytoplasm. The transcript has 9 exons. Gene Ontology annotation, molecular function: protein serine/threonine phosphatase activity. NCBI's taxonomy places the organism in Eukaryota, Apicomplexa, Conoidasida, Eucoccidiorida, Eimeriidae. The record is from RefSeq and is a predicted model, not a curated record.
AUGAGCAGUUUGGAUCGCCAGAUAGAGCAGCUGCGUCGGUGCGAGUGCAUCCCGGAGAGAGAGGUGAAGGCGUUAUGCGCAAAAGCCAAAGAAAUCCUGGUGGAAGAGAGCAACGUAGAGAGGGUCGACGUGCCCGUGACGAUUUGUGGAGACAUCCACGGCCAGUUUUACGAUUUGCUAGAGCUGUUUCGUGUCGGAAACUUCCUGCCGGAGACGAAUUAUCUCUUCUUAGGGGACUUUGUUGACCGCGGUUACUUCUCUGUGGAGACAUUCUUGUUACUUCUCGCCCUGAAGGUUCGCUACCCGGAUAGGAUAACGCUUAUUCGUGGCAACCAUGAGAGCAGACAAAUUACGCAGGUGUAUGGCUUUUACGACGAAUGUCUGCGCAAAUACGGGAGCAGCAGCGUUUGGAGGUACUGCACGGAAGUCUUUGACUUCAUGUCGCUAGCGGCCAUCAUUGACGACCAGCUCUUCGCGCUCCAUGGGGGCCUUUCCCCGGCGAUUUCAAACAUUGAUGAAAUUCGUUCAAUCGAUAGAAAGCAAGAAGUGCCUCACGAGGGGCCUAUGUGUGAUCUUUUGUGGAGCGACCCCGAAGAAAUGAAAGGCUGGGGGUAUAGCCCGCGAGGGGCUGGCUAUCUCUUUGGUUCCGACAUCGUUAAGACGUUUUGUCACACAAACAACAUCGAAAUCAUCGCCAGAGCACACCAGCUAGUCAUGGAUGGCUAUAAGUGGUGGUUUGACAAGCGACUGGUUACGGUGUGGUCUGCACCCAACUAUUGCUAUAGAUGCGGGAACGUGGCGACGGUUAUGGAGUUAGACGAGCACCUGAACUACCAGUUUAAGACUUUUGAAGCUGCGCCUCCGGAGCGUCGUGGCAUUCCUUCCAAGAAACCCCCUCCGGAUUACUUCUUGUAA